Messenger RNA from Cyphellophora attinorum, 909 nucleotides. RefSeq lists its product as uncharacterized. The record is from RefSeq and is a predicted model, not a curated record. Gene Ontology annotation, cellular component: cytoskeleton. Bases 1 to 909 code for a protein of 302 amino acids. NCBI's taxonomy places the organism in Eukaryota, Fungi, Ascomycota, Eurotiomycetes, Chaetothyriales, Cyphellophoraceae. The transcript has a single exon. Gene Ontology annotation, molecular function: actin filament binding.
AUGGCACCCACCGCAGUCGCAGACUUACUGCCAUCCACCGUCGGCUCUAAAUCAGUCCUGCCCAAGAAGGAAAAGGCGCACGUCCAUGGUAUGCAAGAUGUGAGACCUCUCGCAGCAAUCUCGCAUGGCGACAUCACUUUGCCUGGCAUCCCGACAUUUCCCUCGUUCGCCGAGAAGAGGCAAUGGCAAUUAGAGCACAUGGCCGCUGCCUUCAGGCACUGGUCGCGCGAAGGCUACGUGCUCGGCAUCUCAGGCCAUAUCUCGGUCAGAGAUCCAGAAUGGACCAACUGCAUCUGGUUGAACCCCCUAGGAAAGCACUUUGGUCUGCUUUGCGCUUCAGACAUGGUGCUUGUGAACCUGGAUGACGGAAAGGUAGUGGGAGGCAAUCGCAGCAAGCCUCCGAACGCGGCUGGCUUCCUGAUCCAUGCGCCCAUCCAUCGACGUAGAGCAGAUGCUCAUUCAGUCUGCCAUGCGCAUACCAAGUACGGCAAAGCUUGGUCAGUUUUCGGCAAGCCGUUGGAGAUGUUGACGCAGGAUACUUGCAAGUUCUACAAUGCACAUGCGUGUUACAAUCAAUAUGGAGGGGUUGUUCUGGCCGAGGAGGAAGGCGAGCGGAUAGCUGACGCGCUUGGCGACGGCAAGGGCGCUCUACUUCGCAACCACGGUCUGUUGACUGUGGGACAGACCGUUGACGAGGCCGCGUUCCUGUUUCUAUCGAUGGAAAAAGCCUGUGAAAAUCAACUAUUGGCAGAAGCUGCUGCGGCGAAUGGGCUGAAGAAGGUUCUCAUCACAGAUGAGGAGGCCGAGUACAACUUCAAGAUGGAGAGCGACUAUGAGACGUGUUACGCGGAAUUUCAAGCCUAUUAUGACUACGAGGAUUACCACCUGAAGGGCGAAUUCAAGCAGUGA